AUGGCCCCCAUCAAAGCUGCCAUCAUUGGCCUCUCCGCCUCUGCCAAAACCGCUUGGGCUUCCCGUGCACACCUUCCGUAUCUCUUCUCACCAUUGGGCCGCUCCAAGUUUGAAGUUGUUGCCCUCCUCAACUCGUCAACCGAGGCCGCCCGCGCGGCGAUUAAAGCAUACAACCUGCCCGCUUCUACCAAGGCAUACGGUACGCCCGAGGACCUGGCUGCUGACCCGGAAGUUGAGCUCGUCAUCACCAACACCCGGGUCGACAAGCACCUCGAGACUGCUCUUCCCUCUGUCAUCGCUGGCAAGGAUGUCUACAUUGAGUGGCCUCUUGCUGCUAACACCAUCGAAGCUAGGACUUUGGCCGACGCGGUGAAGCAGCAUGGUGGCUUAGGCAUCGUAGGUUUGCAGGGGCCUCUGGGCCCCUUACCAAAAAAGCUCAGAGAGGUCAUCUCUAGUGGCAGGAUCGGAGAGGUCUUGAGCUCGGAGCUCAGGGCUAACGGCGGGAUUGAUGGGCGGGGUGUUAUUCCGGCUUCGCUGUCGUACUUUACCGAGAGAAAGGUUGGGGGAUACGUCUACACUAUUGGAUUUGCGCACCAGUUUGAUCUUGUUCAAUCCGUCCUUGGAGAUUACAAGACCGGCCCCGACGCACCACAGGGCUUCCUGCAGAUCCAGCGGCCCCAAGUCAAAGUCAUUGGCGAGGACAAAACUGUGGUGGAAACUGUCACUUCCGACACGCCCGAUCUCAUCUUUGUGCACGGCUAUGUCGAUUCGGGCGCCAGCUUGCACUUCAAGUUUCGCGUUGACCCGCCUUUCCCUUCUGACCCUGCUCUGGUUUGGACCAUUGCGGGAACCAAGGGUGAGAUUAGGGUUGUGGCACCGAGCUCGACAUUCAUCCACAUUGGCAAUGCCGCUGAUCCUCAGAAGUUCGAGGUUCAUGACUUUGAGACGGAUACGGUUGACGAGGUGGAGUGGGACUUUGAAGAUUGGCAGAAGGAACUGAAUCUCCAGGCAAGGAACAUUGGAGCUAUUUAUGAGGAUUACUACGAGGUGAAGAGGAAUGGCAAACAGAAGACGUUUGUAAGCUUUGACGAUGCGCUGAAGCGUCACGAGCAGUUGGAGGAUAUUUUGGCAAAUGGUUUGAAGCAGUGA
Molecule: messenger RNA, 1149 nt
Organism: Podospora anserina S mat+
Lineage: Eukaryota; Fungi; Ascomycota; Sordariomycetes; Sordariales; Podosporaceae
Exons: 2
Coding region: 1-1149 (382 amino acids)
Molecular function (GO): nucleotide binding
Source: RefSeq, a predicted model, not a curated record